UAAUGCAACUUUCAAGGAUUCAAGCUGCCGGUAAACAACACCGAAGAAGAAGAAGAAGAAAUAGCCCGCUAGUAGUACGCAUUGCCAUGACUCCAGAUGAUUUGAAAUCAGAAUGGAGGAAGAGGCGAAGACAGACUCUCUUGCCCUGGAAUGCUUUAUGUCUGAUCACCAAGGCUUCUUUGGUAGCAUCAAAAACUCAACUAGAGACUUUGUAGUGACUGAAAUAAAUAUCAGCGGUCAGUUAGUAACUGAAACAACUUUGUUGGAGCAUGUCACGCCUCAGCUCUCCGACGGCAGCGGACAGGUGUGUCUCGGUGGCGAAUUAAAGAUUGAGGGACAGGUCAGCACUUUAACGACAGACUGCGCCAGCGAGGAGACUGAUUCCACGCCGGGGGAACUUGACUGUGCCGUGGUAGACUGUCGUAACUCGGACACCACUGCAGCAUGCGACGAUGUUUAUGAUCUGGAGGGAGUUUUGGGUCAUGCCGUGAACGAAGCACUGGAGCAGUUUGCAGCAUCGGCGCGCGAUGCACCCCGACUGGUUGAAACUGCGAAGAGCGCAGAACUAUCCCUGGGCAUGUUUCCAGAGAAACACCAGCGAGCCCUCGUGCAUCGCGCCGUACGGCACUUCUUCCCCUUCUUAAUGACGCUGACGAACAAGACCGAGGUUCUGGUGAAGGAGGACCCCGAUUACGAAGAGCUGGCACGACUGGUUUCAGAGGAGGAGGCUGAAGAUUUCUUUCGGUUUAUAGACGCCAAAGUCCCGAAUGCGUCGUUCACGUUCGCGCAGGACGACAGCAAAGAGCACAGGAAGGCGUUGCAUCAUUUUCUCAGCAAACGUUUCGGUAAACUGGUGGAAACCAAGAGCUUUAGCGACGUCGCCGGUCAUGGCCUGCAGAAAACUUCAAUCACUGUGCGGUUCAGAGCGAGAUCAAAACCAGGCAAGAAGAGGACAGCUACCGAUUGUCAGGAAGAGUGUGCUAUUUACACAGGGUUCACGCUGCGGAAGGAGAACCUGGAGACGCUGGAGGCGAUAGGCUACAUGGCCGCUCUGCUCGGCGUGCUCCCGUCGGACUUCACCUACGCCGGCAUCAAGGACAAACGGGCCCUGACGCACCAGUCCAUGGUGGUGAAGAAGAUCUCCCCGGAGCGGCUGACGCAGAAGAGCCCCGAGUUUGAGAAGAAGGGGAUCCAGCUCUCUCACAUCCAGCCCGUCUCCCAGCCCCUCCACCUGGGCAGGCUGAGGGGGAACCGGUUCCAGCUGGUCGUCAGGGACCUCCGGCCCCACGGGCCCGGCUCCGGCGCCGACCUGCCGCGCCUCGUCCGCGAGGCUCUGGACAACGUCGAGGCGAGGGGCUUCGUGAACGCGUACGGGCCCCAGAGGUUUGGCGCUGGCCAGGGCGUGAAGGCGGACCAGGUUGGGCUGGCCCUUCUUAAAGGGGAAAUGGUGACAGCUGUCCGGCUGUUCUUUACUCCAGACGAUGGGGAUGACCUCCAGAACAGGGCCAAGAACCACUUCCUCCAGACAGGCAACGCCAAAGAGAGCCUGGCCCUGAUGCCGGGGCACAAGGUUCGAGAGCGGCUCAUGCUCCGCGCCCUGCACCGCUACGGGACGGGGCGGGAGGGGUGCGCCCGCGGCUGGCUCAGCCUCCCCCACGGCACGCGGGCCUUCUACGUCCACGCCUACUGCAGCCGCGUGUGGAACGGGGCCGCCGCCUGCCGCCUGCGCCGGCUGGGCCGCGGGGCCGCCGCCCUGCGGGGCGACCUGGUCUGGACCCGGGAGGGGCGGGGGCGGGGCCAGGGCGGGGAGCAGACUCCCCAAAAGGUUCACGUUGUGACGGCCGCAGAAGAGGCAGAAGGUGUGUUCUCCCUCAGUCAGGUGGUUCUGCCCAUGCCCGGGAACGCCGUGAAGUACCCGGAGAAUGCGCUGGGGCCCUGGUACCGGGAGAGGCUGGAGAGGGACGGCUUGCGCGACUGCAGGUUCCGGGUCACUCCCCUCAAGCUGAACGUCCCGGGCUGCUACCGCCCCCUGCUGGCGUACCCGCGGAACCUCACGCGCCGGCUGCAGGGUGUCCCGGGCGGCGGACCUGCGGAGCGCGACGACCCGCUGGCGCCCCCCGCAGGGCCCAGCCUGGCGCUGUCCUUCGACCUGGACGCCUCCUGCUACGCCACGGUCUGUCUCCGGGAGAUCAUGAAGUGCGACCCGUGAGGCGAGCAACCCCCCCCCCCCCCCCCCCCCCCAUCCAGUGCCAGCUCGAAAAACUUCAAACGACAUGGAUUCUCAGGUGUCCGUUUCUGCAUCGUUCUGGACACAAUUGCAGAGGCGCCUGUACGUACGGACGGGCGCGUCACGCGUCACUUCCUGUGGUUGCACAAACAAAUUUGUCUUGUUCUUAAUUCAGAAGCCGGUGCAAAUGUCCAAAUGUUAUGUUUCUUGGGACGGUAAAGUGUAAUAAUGCAAUUUCCAUUUGUGAAUUUCAACACGGUAAUAAAAUAAUCUUUCUGCUUUGACAGCUGUUGUUCCUGUUACUGACUACAGGGGGCAGCAGUCACACGCAGGUGCUUUGUUCUUGUACAUUCAGACCAUCACAUGGUAUUUUACCAUCAACUCGGUUCCACGAGUGCUUUAAAGGGGAAAGAUGGCAGUAACGCAACUUUCAAGGAUGCAAGCUGCCGGUAAACAACACCGAAGAAGAACUUGCGAAUGUUCUCCACAGCUACAGCGUUUGAGAAGAAGGAAGGCGAUUGGGAAACCCCAGAGGAAAAUUUUGGGGAAGAGCUGUCACCCAGUCUGCUGCCGUGAAGUUUGGCCUUGGCGAUGAAGAGGAUGAAGAUGAUGACUGCCGCCUCCCUGAGAGGAGCUGGGAAAUCAAGAAGGUGAGUCCUCAAAAAUGGAAGAGAGCAAAUAGAAGAAACAGGGCUCAAACCUUCAACCUCAGCAUUCAGACCCCAUGUCAGUGCCACCACACCACCAUCAUCUUGGUGGUCUCUCUGGUUCCAGCAGUGCACAGAAGCUUGUCUGCAGAAGCAGGAAGUCCCCAAAUGGAGGCACUGUUGAAAUCAAGAAGCUGACUCCUCAGAAAUGGAAAAGGGAAGAGGAGGAAUCGGGGCUCGAACCCUCAACCUCCACAUUCAAACCCCAUGUCAAUGCCACCACACCACCAUCAUGUCCGGGUUCUCAGUCGGUAGUUUCCAGUGCUCUACAGAGACAUUAUCAAUCGGAUGAGAUUUAUAGAUGAAGAGAGUCAAGAGGAGAGAGCUGGGCUCGAACUCUGUACCUCUGUAGCCAGAGGCGGAGACACUACCAUUAAGCCACGGUGGGAUUAACGAGUUCGGCGGUGAUUUUUUGGAUAGAAGAAGAUGAGCCCAGAGGGACAAAAAUAGGGAAGAGCUCUGAAUUAACCGAAUAACCCCGCAUCCAAAGACGACAAUUUUCACAACACUAUUAUCUUUGAUAUGGUUUUGGAGUCUCUGUGGGAGGAGGGGGCAGGGUUCAGGGGGUGGGGGGAAAGGAGAGGGAGGGAAAUUGAACUUGCAUCCUUCUGCUUUGUGGAGCGAGGUCCUGUUCCCUGCACCACAGAGCUCAUCAAGGUUUAUACAGACAUAAACAGGAAGAGGUCAGCCUUGAGUCACAGAUCCAGAGCAGGUGCUCUCCCUCUUGAGCAGACAGGCAAGGCCAGACAAGAGAAGUCAUCAUGCGUAUAGCUUUAACACAAACACUUUCAUUAAAAACUCUAAUAUGUGUUUGCUUUCUUUUAAAGUGUUUUAAAAUGUAAAACACGUAGAAUUAUGUCCCUAAAACACGAAGAAGAGACUGUGGCGAAAUAUAAACCCACAGCAUAUCGUAUGUAAGCUACUUUGUGAAGCUUUUGUUAUAUGUAAGGAAUGCUUGUGCUGUUGUUAUUUGAAGUCCCAUCCAAUCAGAUGAUCUAAUUACUGGGGUAAAGGUGUGCCUGCAGGUAAUUAGUUGGUUUAAAAUGAUGCCUUUGAAUGUUUUCCUUCACCGUGAUUAAAAUGAGAUGGUUAAGCUAGCCGGUACUACAUUUCUGAGAACACUGAUCUCCUCUGCUUUCAUGAAGUGCUGUGGAUGUGUGCUGGGGACAGGGCUUGUAAAUGCACAUUAUUUUUAUUUAAUGAAAGAUAACUCAGUGUAUGUUCUGCAGUUUCAUUAAUCUUUGAAAGAUGUGCUGUCAUUGCUCAAUAAAAAAUACACAAUAAGAACA
Anguilla anguilla (European eel) is the source of this 4223-nucleotide messenger RNA. RefSeq names its product pseudouridine synthase 7 like (gene pus7l). Gene Ontology annotation, cellular component: nucleus. The transcript is spliced from 13 exons. The record is from RefSeq and is a predicted model, not a curated record. Gene Ontology annotation, molecular function: RNA binding; pseudouridine synthase activity. NCBI's taxonomy places the organism in Eukaryota, Metazoa, Chordata, Actinopteri, Anguilliformes, Anguillidae. The coding region runs from base 113 to 2209 and encodes 698 amino acids. Gene Ontology annotation, biological process: pseudouridine synthesis.